AUGGCCGAGCACCAUCUCUCCUGUCCCUCUCGACUCUCAAGUCAGGUUCUGCAAGGAAAAGGGAAUCAGGGCAAGCCAGGAGGUCACUUCCUUGUUCACUUUUUAGCCAUGGAAGAUGGAAAACCACAGAAUUCCCCAUGUGUCGCCAGAGCAGUGUCCUCUCGGCAGAAAGAGACACAGGAGAGCACUCCUUGCCUGGCAAAGGAAGAUGUCACCUGCAAAGUCCUCAAGGUGAGUGAGAGGGAGGAGCCCGGCAUUUCCCAGCUGGGUCCCUCCCAUGACCAGGCGGGCUCCUCUCUCCCUGCAGCUACACAGAACAGGAGCCCUGUGGCCCAAAGUUCUGCCUCUUUAGCAGCUGUCCCUGAGCAGGGAACUGGGAGGAAGAGGAGCCGGAAGACCAAGCACUUGGUGGAUGUCAAGGCAGCCACCUGUGAGAGAAGCGCUCCAGCCUCCAGUUCAGCUUCCUCAGGAGAUGUUGGCAAACUGAGGACCAGUAGGAAGAGGAAGCAGAACAUAUGGACUGUUGAUUCCAUGGAAGGAACAAAACUCAGGCUGAACAAGAAGAGAAGACCCAGUUACCGCCCUGAAGACCAGGAAGCCUUCUAUCGACUUCUGGAGGAUCCCAUCAUCCAGAGCUUCUUGGCAGCCGACGUUUUUCUUAAAGUUUCUGACAAGUACCUGCUCUCCAUGGUGGUGGAAUACUUCGGCCGUGUGGGGCUGCCGGGACACCUCUACAAUAGGAUCCACUUCUUCCUGGCGCUCUACAUUGCCUCUGAUAUGGAGGAGGACAACCUCAUAUCCAAGCAGAGCAUCUUCCAGUUCCUUCUGGGCAAAGAGCACUGGCUAGCCCUCUACAAGGACUUCCUGAAGCUGAGGAUGGAGUUCUUUCAAGCAAUGGGAUACCGAGCCUGGGUCACCCUGGAGAUGUGUGAAGAGAUCCAGGCCCAGAAUCCACACCACUGGGUCUGGAGCCGGGAACGCCAGCGCGCUCCCUAG
Carlito syrichta (Philippine tarsier) is the source of this 996-nucleotide messenger RNA. RefSeq lists its product as uncharacterized. NCBI's taxonomy places the organism in Eukaryota, Metazoa, Chordata, Mammalia, Primates, Tarsiidae. Gene Ontology annotation, molecular function: protein kinase binding. Gene Ontology annotation, biological process: positive regulation of cyclin-dependent protein serine/threonine kinase activity. The coding region runs from base 1 to 996 and encodes 331 amino acids. The transcript has 7 exons. The record is from RefSeq and is a predicted model, not a curated record.